Molecule: messenger RNA, 764 nt
Organism: Saprolegnia diclina VS20
Lineage: Eukaryota; Oomycota; Saprolegniomycetes; Saprolegniales; Saprolegniaceae
Exons: 1
Coding region: 50-721 (223 amino acids)
Molecular function (GO): protein binding
Source: RefSeq, a predicted model, not a curated record
GUCGACGCUUUGACGCUCGACGCCCGCCGGCACUUCGACAGUACAUCCCAUGACAGCAAUCGCUGUCUUGACGGCGCCCGAGCUGAUUUCGAGUAUCGUAUCGUACCAAGCCGGCAUCUGCGCCAGUCUGCACGACUACGUCGCGACCUUCCACGCCACCACCUACAAAACGUUGCCGCCGAUCGUCUAUGACGUGGCGCGCUCGGAGCGCCGCUGCCUCCUGCACCACGCGGUUGCGACUGCAAAAGCAACGACUCUUGUGCGCGCCAUCGUCGACUGGCAACCUUAUUGGCUCUCGGGGCUUGUCAUCGACACAGCAGCGGCCUCUGGUCAGCUCGAACUGCUUCGGUUCUUUCACAUUGAGCACCCGACGCUCACAGGCUCGUACCGAGCGCUUGACCGAGCAGCUGGUCACGGCCACGGGAGCGUGGUCCGGUUCUUGCAUCAGUUUCGCUCCGAAGGCGCUUCGGUCGCCGCGAUGGACGACGCCGCCGCCAACGGCCACGUGAACAUCGUACAAUUUCUCCAUGCGCAUCGUGGCGAGGGUUGCACGACGGCCGCCAUUGACCGCGCCGCCUCGGCGGGGCAUUUGCAGGUCGUUCAGUUUCUUCUGCGGCACCGGAGUGAAGGGUUCACGGCCUCGGCGGUCGCGAGCGCGCAAUGCCAUGCUGGCAUCAAGCGUCUCUUGGUUCAGUAUCAGGAGAGCCAUUACCGGCACUAAGUUUUAUCUAAAGUAUUCCUACUAGUAAACUAUUCGUGCGCAC